UCUUUUCUUAUGUUGGUUUAACGACUAUGUGAGUGAAACGAAGACACAUUAUACACAAAUACAGUGAUAACAUUUAGAAGAGGGGUACAUGGUGGUAUGUAAACUAUAAAUACAACGGAGCAAUUGAGGAAGGACACCCUCAAAGAAAACCCAAUUCCAGUAAUUGACUUCUCGAAGCUUGGGUUGAACGUUUCUCAAAACGCCUGCGAUGAGGAUUCGUUAAAAACGGUCGGUAGUCAGAUUCGAGAUGCCUUUAGCAAAUCCGGAUUUUGUUAUUUAACAAACUAUGGUAUUCAGCAAACGGAGAUUGAUCACUUCAUGGAAGUAUCGAAGCAAUUCUUCUACCAAACAACGGAAGAAAAAAAUAAAUGUGUUCGCGGCACGGAGCGAAAUUUCGGAUGGGUGGCCGUCGAGCGCGAACAUUUGAAUCCAGAGAGACCGGGUGACUUAAAAGAGGCGUUUAAUUACUGUCCCUCGGAUGACCUAAACAACUGGCCAACACCCGAGUUUUAAAAUGCGUGUCAAGACAUGUUUAGAAAGUGCACCGAGCUUUCUUUACGUGUUUUGGAUGCUUUGUCUGUCGGAAUGAAUCUAGAUAAAAGCCAUAUGCGAGUCGCGCAUGAAUGUAUUGGUAUGGGAAACAAUGCAACCACACUUCGAAGUUUAUAUUACCCCCCUUUGACGCCAGAGUCGCCUAUAAAACCUGGCCAGAUUCGUUUGGGCGAACACUCCGACUAUGGUACGAUCACGCUCCUUUUUCAAGAUGAAAUAGGGGGUCUGGAGGUAGAAAUUCCGGGACACGGGUUUGUCCCCGUCACGCCCAUACCCGAAACAGUCGUUGUAAACAUCGGCGAUCUGAUGCAAAGGUGGACGUCUGACGCGUUGGUUGCUACCAAGCACCGAGUCCUCAUACCGGAAGUAGAAUUAAAGAAACAGUUACACAGGCAGUCGGUUGCGUUCUUUGUUCACCCGUAUGACGAAUUUCUCAUAAAAUGUAUUGACGGCUCCGACAAGUAUGAACCAGUUACGAGCGGCGACUAUCUUAAGCAACGAUUUGGCGUCACGUACUAAGCGGUGCUUGUUUUUAUGACUAACUCAACACUGCCCUGUAUAUCGUCACACAAUUUGAUACAUUACUUUCUGAUAUAUUUAGAUUUCAAUUAUAUAAAAAAAAAAUCAUGCAAUUUGUAAAUUUGAUUUUGUUUAAAUUUUAUGUCCGGUUAUUAGCUCCUAUACCUUUUAAAGGAUGGUCUUGAAAUUUGGUUAGUAACUUUCAGAUUAUUGAGGUGAUGUGCAGAAGGUUUUGGUCAGUCACGCCGCCUUAAGGUCAAUGUCACUAUUUUCAAACGUUCGUGCAUAAAUAUGCAUGCACGCUACCCGCUUCCAAGAUUUUCAUUUAGCUUGCAUAGUAUGUUAAAAAGACCUUUUGGCGAAUCGACAAAAUUGAAAACAAAUGUUUCAGAUAUGCGAAUUCUCGUUUUAUUUAGGGAUCUUUGUGAGGAAACAGUAAUACUGAACAUUUACCAUGCUCUAAAAUAUCCAUAAUAUGCAUCUUUAAACGAUUUAAAAACCUGAAAAGUAUAAAGUGUUACAAACGCGAAACGAUUGAAUAAUUUGGAUAGUUCAAUUGUUAUGGUUAUAUUUUGUGACAUUACGAAGAUUAAUUAUAUAAAGUAUAAAAUACACGAAUCACAAUGUCAAAAACGGCCGGCCGAGUGGUGUUAGUGUUAGACUUUUACUCCAAUAAUCAGUGGUUCAAGCCUAGUUGAGGUUUA
Dreissena polymorpha is the source of this 1775-nucleotide messenger RNA. RefSeq lists its product as uncharacterized. The transcript is spliced from 2 exons. The record is from RefSeq and is a predicted model, not a curated record. Gene Ontology annotation, molecular function: dioxygenase activity. NCBI's taxonomy places the organism in Eukaryota, Metazoa, Mollusca, Bivalvia, Myida, Dreissenidae.